This is a messenger RNA of Daldinia decipiens, 2194 nucleotides long. RefSeq lists its product as uncharacterized. The coding region runs from base 701 to 1699 and encodes 332 amino acids. The transcript has 3 exons. The record is from RefSeq and is a predicted model, not a curated record. Lineage: Eukaryota; Fungi; Ascomycota; Sordariomycetes; Xylariales; Hypoxylaceae.
UAUCAAGUAUUUUGUGCAAAAUUUGGAAUUAUUUCAAUAUAUCUUCGGCCAAACAGUUCUAGCCAAGCCUUAAAGUUUAAAUUCAAGGUUGCGACCGCGAGGCGUAGCAAGCAUGUCACAAUGACUGCCGACUCGGCAGAUUUAAGUUAGGACGCUGUAAGGCUGCUAUGCUGCUUUCGGCCCUACUACCUCGCAUCGUGAACUCUUCCCAUUGUCAUCGCUCUGGCCCCGAUCUAUGACACUAUCGCCCGAUCGCUCCGGCUCAAUUUUAUUGCGACGACGCAUCUAUCACAGCAGGUUAACGUCCCGUGCCAAAUUCAAGACCGAGCUCGUUCUACUUUGACCAGCGUAGGCCAUUAUUCCAAAUUUGAGUUUGCCUUCGUGUCUGAUUCGAUGUCGAAACGAUACGGCGUUCGACCAAUAUAAAGAAUGCGGGGGCGCAUCCCCCGAGUUGGACGUUUUAGAACUCGCCUAAAUUAAACAAGACGGAAAAAUACCGGGAACCUAUUAAAGAACGAUGAUCAGUCAAUCUAUUGAGAUCCAGCCGUGGGUAUGCGGUUGUCGGCAUAUCUCGACGCCAGGGGAACGUCUGGCUCUGAUGCUAAUACAUAUCUACGGCCAUGUCGAACCGCAUCGCAUACUUGUGGGCAUCUCUGUCGUCGCCGAAACUCGUUGCUGAACUCUACAACCAACCGCCAAGAUGAAGUGGCUAUCUCUCACUCUAGCACUCGCCGUGCCUUCUCAGGCCGCGCUUCGAUUUGGAUGUUCGACCGUGAGCAUCCAACGUCUCGAUCCCCUCGUCGAGCCCGGCAAGGUUCCAUCAGCCCAUCUUCACCAGAUUGUCGGCGGGAAUGCUUUCAACGCUACGAUGGGUGAUGACCUCGGCGAUAGGGGAACGUGCACCACAUGCACGUUCUCUGAGGACUUUUCCAAUUAUUGGACCGCGGUCAUGUUCUUCAAGCACCCGAACGGAACUUACAAGCGUGUACCCAUCAUGCAGAACACUGCUCUGCCGGACGGCAUUAAUGGUGGAAUGACCAUCUACUACACGCAGCAGGACUUCUCGUCGAACGGCAACCAAAAGAUCACCGCCUUUAAGCCGGGCUUCCGUAUGACCGUAGGCACUCCUACGGCCACCUCGAAAUAUGGACCUGGUCUUAAAUUUGUCUGUCUUCAAAACAAAGGAACUAGGUUCCCCGAGCUUGACGACUUCCCCACGAAGCCUUGUGUGGGUGGCAUCAUGACUGUCCACCACUUCCCCGCAUGCUGGGAUGGCAAGAACCUGGACAGCCCCGACCACCAAUCUCACAUGUAUAACACCGUAAAGGAUGCAUUCCAAAAUUCCGGACCCUGCCCCGCGUCUCACCCUAUCCGUGUCCCGCAGGUAGCUUACGAGACCUUAUGGGAUACGACUCAGUUUAACAACAUGUGGCCUACCGACGGCUCGCAGCCCUUCACAUUGAGCUACGGCGACAACACGGGAUAUGGUACUCAUGCGGACUACGUAUUUGGCUGGAAGGGUGACGCGCUUCAACGUGCUAUGGACUCAUCCUGCAUGUUCAACGCCUGCGAGAACGGAAAUCCGUUGAAGUCUCAGGGUGUGACCCAGAUGAACCAGUGCCAGGUGAAGAGUACAGUCAACGAAGACAUCGACGGAUGUAAGUUAUCAUGCGUGCCUUUUGUAGAAGUAAUAUGCUAACGAUCUGUCUUUUAGGGCUCGCCGCUCUCCCCGGUAUGUAAUAGCGCAAGCUAAUGAGGGAGAUUCGAAUUGCAAGGGACGGAUACUCUGAUUUGUCGUGAAGGCUUUCCUCGAUCCAAUCUGCCGGCGCUCAUAUCGUUUGUUGGCCUUUCAAGAAUAUUAUACCAGCGCUGAUUGGGGCGUAUUACAGUAUGGUGGCCUAUUAAGUCUGUAGCUUCAUAAAGCGAAGGCAAAUAUAUUUAUUAGAUGUUACCUUUACGGCUCUCCCGUGAAAUAUUUUAUUUAAUAUUAUAUUUCCAUGCCCUCCUGGAGUCUCCGGUCGUGGAUUUCGGUAGCCCGGUGCACUGACUAAUUAAAUCCUACUCAUUAGGAGCUGUGCCUGUUAAAUAGUCGGUGAAGGCGUACGUAGAUACCUGAUCAAAUCCUUCCUCGAAUACCAUUUCUAAGCGUUGUCCCAUACAUAACGCAAUACAAUAUGAAAAAGCCCAAGUAAGU